AUGGAUCUCGUGAUGGGACUAGAGCGUAGCAAACAGAAGUUCGUAUGGGUGUUUAGAGAUGGUGAUAGAGGUAAUAUUUUUAGUGAGGAAACUAGAAGAUUUGAGUUGCCAGACGGGUUUGAAGAAAGAGUAGACGGUUUCAGGUUAGUGGUCAGAGAAUGGGCGCCACAACUUGAAAUCUUGGCUCAUUCUUCCAUAGAGGGGUUCAUGCGUCAUUGCGGAUGGAAUUCUUUCAUAGAGUGUAUUACUGCGGGGGUACCAAUAGCUGCUUGGGCUAUGCAUUCUGAACAGACAAUUAAUGCUUUCAUUUUGACAGAAAUCUUGAAAACAGGCCUUCUCGUUAGGGAGUGGAAGAAACACGAGAAACUUGUCACUGCAUCUGCCAUUGAGAAUGUCACGAGGAAGUUAAUGGCAUCAGAAGAAGGCGACGAGAUUAGGAAAAGAGCAGAAGAAUUGGGAGCAUCAGUAAGGGAGUCCAGAGAAAGAAGAUGCUUCUCAACUGGAGUUAUAUUCUUUCAUUGCUCAUAUUACUAG
Molecule: messenger RNA, 534 nt
Organism: Solanum tuberosum (potato)
Lineage: Eukaryota; Viridiplantae; Streptophyta; Magnoliopsida; Solanales; Solanaceae
Product: zeatin O-xylosyltransferase-like
Exons: 1
Coding region: 1-534 (177 amino acids)
Molecular function (GO): UDP-glycosyltransferase activity
Source: RefSeq, a predicted model, not a curated record